Molecule: messenger RNA, 1929 nt
Organism: Suillus discolor
Lineage: Eukaryota; Fungi; Basidiomycota; Agaricomycetes; Boletales; Suillaceae
Exons: 7
Coding region: 132-1649 (505 amino acids)
Biological process (GO): positive regulation of transcription by RNA polymerase II
Molecular function (GO): protein dimerization activity; RNA polymerase II cis-regulatory region sequence-specific DNA binding; DNA-binding transcription factor activity, RNA polymerase II-specific
Source: RefSeq, a predicted model, not a curated record
GGAAUUACUUGCCGCCAGUGAAAGAUCCAAACUUCAAAGACAAGGCUCCCAUCCUCUCGCCCACUGCCAUCUCUCUUCUGUACUCCCAUCAUCUCUCCCUUCAUCGUCUCUUCAUCCCUUUCGAUAGUAAAAUGGGCAGGAGAAAAAUUGAGAUCCAACCGAUCACCCACGAGCGUAAUCGUUCAGUAACUUUUUUAAAGCGUAAGAAUGGUCUCUUCAAAAAGGCCUAUGAACUUGGUGUCCUAUGCUCUGUUGACGUCGCCGUCGUCAUCUUUGAGGAACGUGCGGGUCAUCACUUGAAACUUUAUCAAUACUGUUCUGGCGACAUCCACGAUAUCAUUCAGCGUCACGUUCGCUACGAUGGAGAGAAGGAUACCCGCACUCCCCACGAUUUCGCGAACAACGCCAAUGCCAAACUUCAUCAUGAUGCCGAUAUUGACGAUGACGAGGGUGACGAUGACGACGACCCAGAUUCUAUUCCCACACGUGGAAGCAAGAGGCGCCACGAGCCCAAGUUCAAGGCGGAAUACAGUAACAAUGCGAAACUUCUGAUUCCUUCAGGAGGUGAAAUGGGUCUCAACGUUGAUAUGGCUGAUUAUCACCGUCCUAUGACCAUCCCUCCCCCUCCCAUGCCCCUUCAUCACUCGUCACAGCUUCCAUCAUCUGGUGGGGGAUCUGCACUUCCUAUUUCCACAGAACGCCAUUCGUCUUCCGGUCGGUUGCUCCCUCCAAACGGUCAAAUUAGCUCUCAAAAGAAGCCACGUCUAGCGCCCAACGUUCAUGGAGGCAGUGGCUCCAAGCUUUCAGGGGACGAGUCUAUGUACAAUGGUGGUUAUCUCCCUUCACCCACGUCGGCUCAUUCUACUGCAUAUCGAUCGAACGGUCCAUCGUCUCACCAACUUCCGUAUAAUGGAUACAUGGGAGUGUCAAACAGUCCCCCGCAGUCCUUCCUGCCUUCGACUUUUGACUUCCCGUCCUCGUCGUCCCGAGGCUCUAAUUUACCGCGUAAUAAUAGCUACAGCAGCCAACGGUCAUCGUAUUCUCAACCUCAGGACCCCCAAUUACAAGGAAUGUAUCACCAGCUAAUGCGGCACAAUCAUUCGCCAGGUCAACACAGCCACUCAAGCGGUUUGCAUUCUCAGCAGCCUCCAGACUCCUUGUUAUCCACGUUUUUAGACAACGAUGAGCAUCGACAGCCGCAAAGCACAGGUCCACAAUACGCGCCGCUCGAUUGGCCCUCCCACGGGCCAUCACAGCCGCCGCUGCCACCUCCCUCGCAACCUCCACAGCAAGAAUCAGGGCCUCCUGGGGACCCUAGUUGGCUCGAUUUCCUGUCGCAGAAUGGAUCUCAGUCAGGCGCUCAACAGCUCCAUAUGACACUACCCCCCGCUAAUGGGCGAGAUGGUCUCUCAUGGGAACGAGAUCGCGAUGCGGAGCAUUACUCCGCUGAACGCGGUGGUGACCUUCAUCCGGAUAAGUCUUCUAAUGGAGGAACACUGAUGUCGCCGCGUUCAUCACGCAAACGGCCGCGUGCUGCAUCAAGUGCUGCGGAUGAGAAACGCUCAUCGCCCAGCGCACGAGCUGUUUCAGGCCAGGAUAAGAUGCAUGACCCUGGCAGCAGCAGUGGAAUAGACAAACAAGACAAGUGACCAGGGUUAUAAUUUUCGAACAGUUUCUGUAUGCAUAUGUUUAUCUUGGACUCUGAUUUUCUUGCGCAGCGAUGUUAACGUACUUCAUGACGUAUGGGCUUGUCUGGACAUGCCGGGAUUAAUGCCACCUUGUUAUCGAUAUGUUCCCAUGCACCGCGAUUCGUGGCAGGUUUGCAUAUGAUCAUAUUAUUGUGAUGGCUACUUAGACUUUUGGGACUGUUGGUGGAUAAUACCUGGAUAAUUUCAAUAUUACACUAGGAUGUGUAUUGACCCAGUGGAA